UAAGUUGGCACUAUUGGCUUACGGUUUUACGAUUAUACUGGGGAGAAAACACUGAAAACAGUGAAAAUACCGUUAUUAAAAAACACUGAAAUGAACAGAACAUACCCAAGUUUGUUUGGGAUAUCUCGUUUUAGUUUAUGGGUGAGAUUAGCCAUUUUUCUUUUUGUUUAGGAAGCCGGUUUUGAUAUUGUGAAAACCACCUGUGUAUGUUUUAACCAGCUAGUACUAUACGGUGUUCUUAAUUAAUUAUUUUCUUUAAAAAGCGUAAUUAGGGAAAAUAAUGUCUACCAAGCGUAAGAGAGCACCUGCGAAAAAGGCUGGUGGAAAAAAAGGUAAAAGAAAGGAGGAUAGUGAUGUAGAUUCUGACCUCACUGAUGGUAGCGAAAAUGAAAGCACUACCCAACCAGAUGAAAUUUUAAUAGCGGGUCAUGGAGAUGCUCUUGAUGACCCCACUCCUUUACCAAAGGAAUUACUUAAUACCUUAAUAAAACCUGCUGGACAAUUUGUUUUUUUUGGAAAUAUCAAUUGGGAUACUGCUGGAAAAAAAGAGGUUAAAGGACAGAAAGUGCUCCCUAAUUUGCUUUGGCCUCAUAGAUUUACUGAUAUUCGGGUUCGUCUAGCUGUGAGUGGAUGUGUGGCAGCUCAUUGUGUUCUUGUAACUGAAGAUGGUAAAGCAAUGACAUUUGGUCGAAAUCCAUUUGGCCAAUUGGGAUUAGAUAAUACUGUGACAAAAAAUUCACCUGAAUUAGUACCAGCUUUGGAAAAUAUGAAUAUAAUAGGAGCUGCAUGUGGCCGCCAUCAUACAUUGUUCCUUACUGAUACGGGCACAGUAUAUGCCUGUGGAGAUAAUAGGUCAGGACAAUGUGGUGUUGGAAAUCUUCAGCCACAAAUACUCACUCCAACUAGGAUUAAUUACAGGGGACCCCCAAUUGUUAAGGUUGGAGCAGGUGCCGAUUUCUCAGUAAUACUUGAUAUAAAGGGUGGGCUUCACUCUUUUGGUUUACCCGAAUAUGGGCAGUUAGGUCAUAAUACAGAUGGAAAAUAUUUCAAAACCAGUACCAAGCUUUGUUUUCAUUUUCAAACGAGCCCAAAGAGAAUAGUGCUGUAUAUUGAGAAAAGCAAAGAUGGCCAUGUUUCUCCAGUAGAUGUAACAGAAAUUGUCGACUUUAGCUGCGGUCAGAACCAUACAGUGGCUAUAGAUAGCAAGAAAAGAGCGUUUUCCUGGGGAUUUGGUGGUUUUGGAAGACUUGGCCAUGCUGAGCAGAGAGAUGAAAUGGUUCCUAGAUUAAUAAAGUAUUUUGACAGCCAAUCUCGUGGUGUGCGAUCUGUCCAUUGUGGCUCAACGUACUCCUUAGCAGUAACAGAAUAUAAUGGUUUAUUCAUGUUUGGGCAGACUAAAAAAACUGGGGAAGCCAACAUGUAUCCCAAACCAGUUCAGGACUUAGCUGGAUGGAAUAUAAAAUAUAUUGGUACGGGAAACACUUCCAUAAUUGUAGCUGCGGAUGACAGCGUGAUUGCUUGGGGUGCUUCCCCUUGCUAUGGAGAACUAGGCUUUGGGGACAUGCAGAAGACUAGUACAGUUCCAAAAGAGGUUACUAAAUUGGCGGGAAUGAAGGUAUUGGGCUUAGCUAUGGGGUUGUGCUUUACCCUUUUAAUUGCUCAAAAUGAUACACUGGAACAAAAACAGAAAUUGGAAACACUCAAAGAAUACAAACCAUAGGCCGGAGAUCACCGACGAAUACAUAUAUACAUACAUAUAUUUAGAUUAAUAAUUAAUACACAUUCACAUUUUGACGACAAGGUGGAUCUGUCAUUUUAUUGGCUAUCUGUUUCGUUGGUAUAUUAGAAUAAGUGUGACGGGUCUAACUUCUAGAGCAAAAUAUUGUACACAUAAUCAUUAACUGCCCUUCGUGUUUUACAACCUUUUAAACAGUUUUACGAGUAGUAUGUAUUUUAUAUUUCAGUAUUUUUUACUUUUUUAUUUUUAGAUGGCACUGGUAUUUAAUUUAUUAAUAAUUUAAAUUAGGCUAUCUAAAAUGGUAUUAUUUUACCACAAUGUUUUGAAGAAAAAGAAUGUUAUAAUUUAAAUUGAAUUAAUAAAUUUUUUACUGUAUCAUUGUUAAAACUGAAUAUAUCCCGUAUACUGAAUGGCAACACUUUUCAUUUUUGCUUCUAUAGUACCUACGUCGGAAUAAAGAUUUAUAUUAAAUGCA
Molecule: messenger RNA, 2213 nt
Organism: Anoplophora glabripennis (Asian longhorned beetle)
Lineage: Eukaryota; Metazoa; Arthropoda; Insecta; Coleoptera; Cerambycidae
Product: protein RCC2 homolog
Exons: 6
Coding region: 281-1720 (479 amino acids)
Source: RefSeq, a predicted model, not a curated record